This is a messenger RNA of Prorocentrum cordatum, 2088 nucleotides long. Lineage: Eukaryota; Dinophyceae; Prorocentrales; Prorocentraceae. The record is from the annotation of a GenBank genome assembly.
AGCCGCUGUGACUCUGCAGGUCACGUCCGCCCUACCAGUCGCCAACGCAGUCUGCUCGCGCCGCCGCCGGGAUGGCCGCGCUCAAGCUCGCGGCCCUGCUGCUGGCCGCAGGCCCGGCCACCGCGCAGGCCGCCUCCCUGCGGUCGCACGCGGGGGCGGCCGCGAAUCCGGUGCGCAGGGUGGUCUCGAUGCUGCAGUCGAUGCAGAAGAAGGUCGAGGCGGAGGGCGAGAAGGACCAGGGGAGGAGAUGUACAAGAAGUUCUCGUGCUACUGCCAGACGGGGGCGGCAGACCUCUCUGCGAGCAUCUCCGCCGCGGGCACGAAGGGGACCCAGCUCGGCGCCGACGUGAAGGCAGCGGAGGAGCAGCUCGUCCAGGUGAAGCAGGGGCUGAAGGACGCGCAGGCGGAGCGCGCAGAAGCCAAGGCGGCCGUGGCCAAGGCGACCUCGAUCCGGGGGUCUGAGGCUGCGGGGUUCGCGGCUACGAAGGCAGAGCUCGAGAGCUACAUCUCUGCCAUCAAGCAGGCAGUCGCCGCGCUGACCAAGGGGAUGGCGGGUGGGUUCCUGCAGGCCACCUCGGCGAGCCUGUUGCGCAAGAUCGUGCUGACCAAGGGAGACGCCAUCCAGGACGACGACCGCGAGACUCUCCUCUCGUUCCUGUCUGGGAAGGGCAGCGCCUCGUACGUGCCCCAGAGCGGGGAGGUGACUGGGAUUCUGAAGGAAAUGGGCGAUAGCUUCUCCAAGAGCCUUGCAGACGCCUCCGACACGGAGGCCAACGCAAUCAAGGAGUUCGAGGCCGUGGUCGCUGCCAAGGCCAAAGAGAUCGACGCACUUACACUGUCCAUUGAGGCCAAGACCUCGAAGAGCGGAGCGCUGGGCGUGACCAUCGUCCAGAUGAGGAAUGACUUGAGCGAUUCGGAAACUGCGCUGCUCGAGGAUCAGAAACUCCUCCAAGAGUUGGAAUCGGGCUGCUCUACGAAGGACAAGGAGUACGAGGAACGUGUGAAGACGCGUCACGAUGAGCUCGCCGCCCUCACCGAGACCAUCAAGAUUCUGAAUGACGACGAUGCGCUUGAGCUCUUCAAUCCAGAGGAAAACUCUCCCAGCGCCCAGUGCGAGCCUGAUGCAGGUCGCAGUCACGACCGCCAGCCAGCGCGCGCGCGCCGCGGCCCUGGUCCAGCAGGCGCAGGUGAAGGGCGAGGCAGACCACGCCCGCCUCGGUUUCCUGGUGCUGGCGCUCCGGGGCAAGAAGGUCGGGUUCGAGACCGUGAUCAAAAUGAUCGAUGACAUGGUCGUGCUGCUCAAGAAAGAACAGGCCGACGACGCCGAGAAGAAGGAGUACUGUGGCUCGCAGUUUGAUUCCACGGAGGACAAGAAGAAGUCUCUGACCCGCAAAGCGUCGGACCUCGCGACCGCCAUCGCGAGCACGGAGGAGAGCAUCAGCAGCGCCGCGGAGGACAUCUCGGCGCUGGAGAGCGGCAUCGCGGCCCUCGACAAGAGCGUCGCUGAGGCGACGGUGCUGCGCAAGGGCGAGCACGAGGAGUACAAGGCGUUGAUGGCUGCUGACGGCGCCGCGAAAGAGCUGCUCCUAUUCGCCAAGAACAAACUCAACCAGUUCUACAACGGCGGAUCCUAAGCUGUACAACCCGCCGGCCAGGGUGGAGCUCUCCGCCCAGGCCGCCAUCGAGCGCGACAUGGGCGGCGCGGCGGCGCUCGUGCAGAUCUCCCAGCGCGCGGGGCGCACGGGCGCCGCCGCGCCGCCGCCGGAGACCUGGGGCGCGUACGCGAAGAAGUCCGAGGAGAGCGCUGGGGUCAUUGCCAUGAUGGAUUUGCUGAUCAGCGAUCUCGACAAGGAGAUGACCGAGGCCGAGACGGAGGAGAAGGACUCGCAGGCGGACUAUGACAAGACGAUCGCGGACGCGAAGGACAAGCGGAUGAACGAUUCUAAGGCGCUGACGUCCAAGGCCGCCGAGAAGGCAGACUUGGAGAGCGACCUGCAGGCGGCCAAGGGCGACAGCGCCAGCACGGCCAAGGAGCUUAUGACAACGGACAAGUACCUCUCCCAACUCCAUGGCGAAUGUGAUUGGCUC